AUGAGUGCCCGUGAGUCGACUCAAAAAGAGAUUAAAGCUUUUAAAAAUAAAGAAGAAUUUGUGACUCAGAGAAAUAUCACCAAGCGCGAAUCGGAAUCCGACGAGCUCGAGCGGAUCCAGCUUCACGGGAGCGAGACGGACGCGCCAAUGUUGGCUGACCACCAAGUCGUCCCUGGAUCCGAAUCGCGACUCUCUGACCUGCUCGCGUUCAAGAGCGACAAACUGGAUAAAUUACCGCGCGGCGUGGCUGGCGAAGGUGCCGCAACGGCCAAAGCCAAAGAACAUGUCGAAUUCAGCACGCUAGCCGAAUCCUUUCCAUGGAACGAUUUUGGGAUGGGCGCCUAUGCUACUGGAAACAAAUCGAAUGAUGAUAAUGAACAGUCUGUUCCAGAAGUCGACCCAGUCAUAUCCGCUUUCGAAAGUGGAAACCCAUCACAAAGUCUUUCUUUGCUUGAAGCUCGCCGAAUUCUCGAAGGACAGAGCGCCUCAGUAACCGACCUGUACAAGAGCGGAAGCACACCUGCCCUUAAUUUAGCGAAAGCAGAUGCCGAUCAAGGGUCAGUCGCAAAGACGGAAUCAAGCAAAGCACGGCCACCAAGUAUCCCGCCAUACAUGAGCAACCCACUGGGAAAUAUGCCCUACGGGGCGUUGUCUGGAAACUUAUGGAAUGCUUAUGGUCAAAAACAGCGGAAAACCUCUGAACGCUUCGAGCCGUACUCGCCCAAGCCCCGCGACAUUCAGAACCUGGACACGCCACUCCACGCCCUUAGCCAACUCACCAACAACCUCAACCGCACUGCCGGCUCCCUGCGCAAAUCCGAGCCCAAUUCCGAAGUCAAGACCGAGCCAAUGCCCUUGGACUUGACAGACGCUUCAAAAGACCGGUCCAAAACGCCAGGCACAAGCGGCCAAUCCGGACCUUCCGCAAGCGCGGCACCGAGAAAUGCAUCGACGGGUUCAGCCCCGCGAUCUGGCGAGGGCAAUGAAGAGAAAAAAGACGAUCCAGUUCCGGCGCACAAAAGAGGAGGAGUCCAACUCUGGCAGUUUUUGAGACAACUUCUCGACAAUCCGGAAAAGCGGAAUAUCAUCACUUGGACGAGACAGGGACACGAUGGGGAAUUUAAACUUCUUGACCCAGAAGAAGUUGCAAGACUCUGGGGUUGUGAGAAAAAACGUCCAGCGAUGAACUACGACAAAUUGAGCCGGUCUAUUCGUUAUUAUUACGAAAAAGGGAUCAUGUCAAAAGUCCCCGGCGAGCGCUACGUCUACAAAUUCCUCCCCGAAGCCAUGAGCAGUCCAAAUCCCCUCGUCGGAUUCAACCACCCUGGUUUCCCCGAUCCCAGCGGUCUUAACCCAAUGUGGCCCCUACCUCAUCCAGCAGCAGCUGCUUCAGGCUUCAAUCCAGGCUACGGCUUCCUCAACCCAACAGACUCUUUUUACGCCCAACAAAUGAACCAGUACACGCACCUAGCGAUGCAAAAUCCUGACCACUUCAACCAAGCACUUCAACAAGUCCAGCAAAUGGCCGGUUUUCCUCCCUCAAGCGCCCUCCAACAGCUGCCGACAUCGACCUACAUGCCAAACUACAACCCCUCAGGGCACCCACCCUUCGACGGAUAA
Messenger RNA from Oikopleura dioica, 1620 nucleotides. NCBI's taxonomy places the organism in Eukaryota, Metazoa, Chordata, Appendicularia, Copelata, Oikopleuridae. The record is from the annotation of a GenBank genome assembly.